Messenger RNA from Pogona vitticeps (central bearded dragon), 5065 nucleotides. The record is from RefSeq and is a predicted model, not a curated record. NCBI's taxonomy places the organism in Eukaryota, Metazoa, Chordata, Lepidosauria, Squamata, Agamidae.
UAUUUCAAAAUGCCCUAUGUGACAGGGCAUUUCCUUAUCGUUAGACAUCCACAAUGCUCUCCAUGAACUAUCAUUUCUCAGAAAUGAGAGCAACUUUCCUUGUUGACUGCAACAAGAUAUGGUACAAAAAGAACGUAUUACGUGGCGUAUUCGGGCUGAAGGGAAGAGAGUCGUGUUUUGCUCACAAUGACUGUUCCUUUGCUCCUGGUUUUUCUUUCAGUUCUUCAAGUUGCCGAUUUACUAGUGGAUACAAGCAAGUUUUUAAUAUAUAAUGAAGACCACAAAGUGUGUGUACAUGCACAAAGUUCGGACUAUGUCACCACCAGGGCCUGCAACCAUGAAGAAGAGGCCCAAAAAUUCAGAUGGAUUUCCAGUCAUCAGCUCAUGAGUGUUUCUUUGAAAUUAUGUGUGGGCGUGGCUUCCAAAAUAGACUGGACACCAGUGACUCUGUACCCAUGUGACUCAACAAAUGAUCUCCAGAAAUGGGAAUGCAGAAAUGACACCCUUUUUGCCAUCCAAGGAGCUGAUCUGUUUUUCAACUAUGGCAACCGAAAUGAAAAAAGAAUCAUGCUAUACAAGGGAUCAGGCAUAUGGAGUAGGUGGAAGGUCUAUGGAACUAAAGAUGAUUUGUGUUCCAGGGGAUAUGAAGACAUGUUUACUUUGAAAGGCAAUGCCAACGGAGCACCGUGUGUAUUCCCUUUCCAGUUCCAGGAGAAAUGGUAUGCUGAGUGUACGUCUGAAGGCAGGUCAGAUCGCAAGCUGUGGUGUUCAACCACUAGACAUUAUGACACCGAUCAGAAAUAUGGCUUUUGCCCAUUGGAAUCUAAUGGAAUAUAUUCUUUGUGGAAUAUAGACUCAUUGACAAAAGUACUGUACCAGAUAAACUCAAAUGCAGCUCUAACAUGGCACCAAGCUAGAAAAAGUUGUGAGCAGCAAAAUGGUGAUUUGUUGAGCAUCACAGAGUUACAUGAGCAAAUGUAUUUAGCAGGCUUAACAUCCAGGUUGAGUACUGAACUCUGGUUUGGUCUUAACAGUUUGGACUUCAACAGCGGAUGGCAGUGGAGUAGUGGUCAUCCUUUCAGAUACCUGAACUGGGCACCAGGAAGUCCUUCCCCAGAGCCUGGAAAAACCUGUGGAAUAUUUAAUACUGGCAGAGGGGCCAAAUGGGAAAGCCGAGAAUGUAAUAAGAAACUUGGUUACAUUUGUAAAAAAGGAAAUGCCACUCUGAAUUCCUUCAUUAUUCCUUCAGAAUCGAACGUGCCCAUUAAGUGCCCUGAAGGAUGGAUAUCAUAUGCAGGCCAUUGUUACAAGACUCACAGAGAAACUGCUUUGUGGAAUGAUGCUUUAACACUGUGUAGGAAGGAAGGUGGAGAUCUGGCUAGUAUCCACAGUGUUGAAGAGUACAGCUUCAUAAUAUCUCAGCUUGGGUACAGACCAAAUGAUGAAUUGUGGAUUGGGCUGAAUGACCUUAAGCUCCAAAUGUACUUUGAAUGGACAGAUGGGACUCCUGUAACAUACACCAAAUGGUUCCGAGGAGAGCCAACUCACAGCAGCAACAUGCAAGAAGACUGUGUUGUUAUGAAAGGAAAGGAUGGGUAUUGGGCGGAUCAGCCGUGUGAUGCAAAACUUGGAUACAUUUGCAAAAGGAAACCAUUAAAAAAUGCUCCAGAGGAAAAGGAGAUCAUUGAAGAAGGCUGCCAAAGAGGCUGGAAAAAACAUAGUUUUUACUGCUACAUGGUUGGAAAUGUGUUUGCAACAUUUGCUGAGGCAAACCAAACAUGUAAAAAGGAGGGGGCUUCUUUAGCUUCUGUUGAAGACAGAUAUGAGCAAGCUUAUCUGACCAGUUUGAUUGGGCUCAGACCAGAAACAUAUAUCUGGAUUGGCCUUUCUGAUAUGGAAGAAAAAGGAACAUUCAGGUGGACCAGUGGAGAACCUGUCACAUUCACUCACUGGAAUUCAGACAUGCCUGGACGGAAGCCGGGCUGUGUGGCUAUGAGGACUGGAAUUGCAGGAGGCUUAUGGGAUCUUUUGAACUGUGAGAGGAAGGCAACAUUUCUCUGCAAGCGUUUAGUUGACGGGGUGACUCUUCCACCUCUGCCGACAACGACCCCUGCCCCCAGAUGCCCGGAAGAUUGGGGUUCCAGCGAUCAGAGGAAUUUGUGCUUCAAAGCUUUUUCAGGAAAAGAAGACCUGAAGACGUGGGCUGAUGCUCGAGGCUUUUGCACUGCUCUCGGAGGUGACCUGGCCUCCAUUAGCAGCCUAAAAGAACAACAAUCACUAUUUCGCUACUUAACGAACUAUGGAUAUGACAACAUUCAUUACUGGAUAGGUCUAAAUUAUCUAAGUCCAAAAGAAGGUUUUGAAUGGAGUGAUGGCUCUCCAUUUGGGUAUGUAAACUGGGGAUAUGGAGAACCUAAUAAUUAUAACAACAUUGAACACUGUGGAGAGGUACACGCAAAUUCUUGGAUGCGGUGGAAUGAUAUGCACUGUGAUGAAUUAUUUGCUUGGAUUUGCCAGAUUCCAAAAGGAGUGGAACCAAAACCUAUACCAACAGAUCCACCUUUGCCAAAAUUUGAGCUUACCCCUGAUGGAUGGGUGGUCAAUGGAGACAAACAGUAUUAUUUUAACACUGAUAAAGUACCUAUGGGAACAGCACGGGCAUUUUGCAAGAAGAACUUUGGGGAUCUAGCCGUCAUUGAAAACGACAAUGAAAGAAGGUUCCUAUUCAAAUAUAUGUCACAAAACGCCACUGUAGAUACCUACUUCAUUGGUUUACAACUGAGCCUUGAUAAGAAGGUUAGCUGGAUGGAUGGAACGCCACUGCAAUAUGUAGCCUGGGCACCACAUGAACCAAACUUUGCAAACAAUGAUGAGAACUGUGUCGUCAUGUACAGAAGAACAGGACUUUGGAACGAUAUCAGUUGUGGUUACCCAAACUCUUUCGUAUGUGAAAGACACAUCAAUUCAAUCAAUGCAACUGUUGCUCCAACAAAACCUUGCAUUCCAGGAGGAUGUCCAGAAUCGUGGCUUUUGUUUGAAAAUAAGUGCUAUAAAAUUUUUGGAUAUAAUGUGGAUGACCAAAAAUCUUGGAAUGAUGCACGCACACAUUGUCAAGCCCCUGAAUUUAGAGGAAACCUGGCUACCAUAUCUAAUGAAAAGGAACAAGCCUUCCUCACUCUCCAUUUAAAGAAUUUGCCAGCAGAAGCCUGGAUAGGAUUGAAUGAUAUCAACCAUGAUCAAAUGUACCUCUGGACAGAUGGAAGUGGAUUCCAUUAUGAAAACUGGGCAGCAGGUUACCCAUCAUCUGGAUAUGCUAGCUCCUCAGUAGAUCCUAAAUACUCUCUUCUUCCAUCAACAACCCCAGUACGUCAACUCUAUUAUGAAAAUAGCACCUAUUUCUUCAUCGAAUCAAAAGUGACUUGGAAAGAAGGCCAGCUGGGGUGUCAGAUUCAAAAAGAAGGUGCAGUCCUUGCCAGUAUUUUAGAGCCUUUCAGUCAGUCAUUCCUAUGGCUGCAAGUGUUAAAGUACAGAAGCCCCGUGUGGAUUGGGCUUAACAGCAAUGUGACCGGUGGACAGUAUUCAUGGAUGGAUAAAUUUAGAAUGAAAUUCACUAACUGGGCUCCAGGGGAACCAAGACAAAAAUUUGGUUGUGUCUUUAUGGAUCUGGAUGGAACAUGGAAGACAGGAUCAUGCGAUGAACAAUAUUUCCCACUCUGUAAACAUUCCAGUCAGAAGGCACCUACUGAACCUCCUCAGCUACCAGGGAAGUGUCCAGAAUCAGAAGAUAAACCAUGGAUUCCUUUUCAUCAACACUGCUACUACUUUGAAUCCUCCUCGAAAAAGAACUGGCCAAGGGCUUCUUUAGCUUGUUUACAGUUAGAUGCCACUCUGGUUUCCAUAACCGAUGCAGCAGAAGCACGUUUCAUAGUAGCAAAUAUAGAAGAACUUGAAAGCAAAACACGAUCGUUUUGGAUAGGAAUGUUCAGAAAUUUGAAUGGUGAUUGGCUCUGGCUGGACAAUGCGGCUGUGGAUUUUGUCAACUGGAACAAUGGGGAGCCGUCACCUCAAAGUAGUGAAGAGUGUGUAGAAAUGCUUUCAUCAUCUGGAAUGUGGAAUAAUGCUUAUUGCAAUAUCUAUGCAGGGUACAUUUGCAAAAAACCAAAAGUUGUUGAAAUUCUGCCGACUGAGAAGUUGCCAAUGAAACAAGCUAAAGAAUCAAGGAAGAUGGAAAACAGUCCUGCGUCUAGCCACAGCAAAACAACAGCAGUGGUGGUUGUGAUGAUCCUCAUUCUAGCAGGGGCAUCUCUCGCUGGUUACUAUUUCUAUAAGAAAAGACAUCAACACUUGGUGACAGAAGACAACUUUGAGAAUUCUCUCUAUUUUAACAGCAGUACCACUUCUCCAACUAGCGAUACAAAGAACCUGGUGAUGAACAUGGAGCAGAAUGAACAUGCUGCCAUUUAGUCUGAGGAAACAUAAGCAGUACCUUGUUUCAAUAAACGUACCAAAUCCCCAAAGCUCCAAUCAGAACACCUUUUCUCCCUUACAAAAUACAGUACUAAUAAUAACCAGCCCAUCUGUUGCAGCAUUUUUAUUGCAUAGUACGUGAAGCAGUGACUUUGCUUUGUGUCCCUAGUAAUUCAACAGCUUUGAUUUCAGAAAUAGCAAAGCGACUAAUUUAGCUCAUGGCCAAAAGAGCGAAGUGGCUAAGCUGCUGUAUAACAGGGGUUUAUUAAUGACAUUAAGAGGAAAUAGAUUAUCGAAUCUGAAAGACCAGGCACGGGAAGCCAUUUGUAGAUGGAAAUGAAUGCUAAGUGAACAAAUAUGUCUAUAUUGGUAUUUCCCUUCCAGAUUCAUUAUUGAGAAAUGAAUGCUGGUGAACUAAAGUUUUUCCAGAGAUAUUAUUUAUCCAAUAGUUUUACUGAGCUGGCUGGAUAGCUCAGGAGGCUACAAAGCCUCCUGAUUAGGAGUUCAAUUCCCCACUGAGCCUCCUGCCAGCCUGUGUGGCCUUGGGCAAGCAGCACAAUCGCAGGAUUUUGUCCAGAAGAAACGAAUGUUAAACCAC